UGAAGAGCGCGCUUCUUAUCGCGCCCUGCAACUCUCACGGCCGCCAUGAUGCUUGUUUGCCAUCAGUAAGAGCAGCGGAUCAGAAACAAAGGAAACGCGCACUCGUCUUUGUAAACUGGUAUGAGACUACAGUAUUACAGGGAUGCCCAAGGAAAAAUAUGAUCCACCUGACCCGAGGCGGAUGUACACUAUAAUGUCCAGUGAGGAGGCCGCCAAUGGAAAGAAGUCAUAUUGGGGAGAGCUGGAGAUAGUUGGUAAAGUGAGGAGUUUGAGUACAGCAUUAUGGUCCCUCACCCACCUCACUGCUCUUCAUAUCAGUGAUAACUCUCUCUCACGAAUCCCACCCGACAUUGCCAAACUACACAACUUGGUGUACCUGGACCUCUCCUCUAAUAAGAUCAGGAGCCUGCCCGCCGAACUAGGCAACAUGGUAUCUCUCAGGGAACUGCUUUUAAAUAACAACCAGUUACGAGUUCUGCCUUUUGAGCUUGGAAAACUCUUUCAGUUGCAAACAUUGGGUUUGAAAGGAAACCCUCUUGCACAAGAAAUCUUAAACCUCUACCAAGAGCCUGAUGGGACACGUCGUCUCCUCAACUACCUGCUGGACAAUCUCGCAGGCACAAAACGUGUAUCUAUAGAACAGCCGCCACCUCGCUCGUGGAUACCACUGCAGGAGCCAGAAAGGACACGGCCAGCAGCACUGUUCUCUGUAAUGUGCUACAACGUGCUGUGUGACAAGUAUGCCACACGUCAGCUCUAUGGCUACUGUCCCUCUUGGGCCCUGAACUGGGAAUACAGGAAGAAGUCCAUCAUGCAGGAGGUCCUCAGCUGCAGUGCAGACAUCAUCAGCUUACAGGAAGUGGAGACGGAGCAGUACUACAACUACUUCCUGGUGGAGCUGAAGGAACAUGGUUACGAAGGAUUUUUCAGCCCUAAGUCCCGAGCCAGGACUAUGUCUGAGUCUGACCGCAAACAUGUGGAUGGCUGUGCGGUCUUCUACAAAACAGAGAAGUUCAGUCUGGUGCAGAAACACACAGUGGAGUUUAAUCAGCUUGCAAUGGCGAACUCAGAGGGCUCGGAGGCCAUGUUGAACAGGGUGAUGACCAAGGACAACAUCGGAGUGGCUGUACUACUAGAGCUACGGAAAGAGAUGAUGGAGCAGUCUGCUUGGAAGCCACUGCAUGGAAUGGAGAAACAGCUCAUCCUAGUGGCCAAUGCUCAUAUGCACUGGGACCCUGAAUACUCGGAUGUAAAGCUAGUACAGACCAUGAUGUUCCUCUCUGAGGUGAAGAACAUCGUGGACAAGGCCACUCGCAGCCUCAAGCUGUCCUCUAUCUCUGGAGAAACCAAUGCCAUCCCUCUCGUCCUGUGUGCUGACCUCAACUCUUUACCUGACUCAGGUGUGGUGGAGUACCUAAGCACAGGUGGUGUGGACAGCACGCACAAGGACUUCAAAGAACUGCGAUACAUUGACAGCUUGACCAACUUCAACUGCAAUGGCAAGAACGGCUCCUCCAGCACCCGGAUAACACAUGGAUUCAAACUGAAGAGUGCUUAUGAGAACAGCCUGAUGCCUUACACCAACUACACCUUUGAUUUUAAGGGCAUCAUUGACUACAUCUUCUACUCUCAACCUUUGCUCAACGUGCUGGGCGUACUGGGUCCACUGGACCACCACUGGCUCCAUGAGAACAAUAUCUCUGGCUGCCCCCAUCCCCACAUCCCAUCUGAUCACUUUUCGCUGUUUGCACAAAUGGAGCUACUCCUGCCCUACCCACCUGCUGUCAACGGCAUCCAUCUGCCUGUUCGCAGGUAGUUCUCCGAGCCAGCAGGGUGAGCUCCAGCCUGUGCCUCCUUUUGCUUUGUUUUGAGAGCGAGAGAACGAGGCAGGAGCUGUUAUGUAUAAAUCUGAAUCCAGUAAGAGAAGGAAGAUGGCAAACUUUUAUUCCCGUGGAUUUUAACCGAAGCAGACACCAAUGUCAGUCUUAUCUAUACCACAUCCCAAAUUUUGUUUUGUUUCCUUUUUGGUUUUCACCUUCCCUUUCUUGGUUAAAAUUAUUCAUUUUCAAACUGUAUAAUGCACUUAAGGGCCCUGAGUGAUCAUGUAAGUUUUACCUUGAGACAAAAUUCAAAGCUUUUUUUUUUUAUAAAUAUAUGGCAAUAUCUUUGAAAUACAUGCAGGGAGUCCAGAUCAAGCAAGUUCUCAUAAAAUUAAUCAUUUGGAUCAUGCUAUUUAUGAGGCCAGUUAGGAGUGAGCAGCUGCAUUUGAAAAAAUAAAUAAAAAUGUAUUUCACCAGCUCUGCUGAAGUCCCUUAAUAUAAGGGCUUUUAAUGUAUAAAGAGAGCAGGUCAAACUCUCAUACUUGCACUUAGUGAUGCUGUGGCCUCUCUACAGGCAUUCUGCCUCACCCUCUAGCUGAACACACACACGUUGGACCAGGUCCAUCUCAACGGAUUUCUCCAUAGGAUGCUAGUCGUACCAUGUGCAGUUGAUAGUUUUAUUUUUAUUUUAAGAAAACAUUUCAAUUAGCCAAUAAAUGGCCCACUUAUGAAGUUAUCAAGCUUCAUGUGCCAUAGUGCCCUCACUGAGGUGCCCACACACAUCUGGUGUAUACAGCAGAGAGAAGUAAAGGGAAAUGACCUGUAAUGGGCAGAUGUGUUUUUGUGGCAGUGACUAGCUUUUGCACCUGUAGUGCUGUUCCCAAACCUGUUGAGUUUGCCAGAAGAUCGUGUUAAGACACCGAAGUAAGGGUGGAAUAUGCAAGCACAGGCAAAGACAAGCACAUCCAACUGAUAAAUUAACCCCUCAAUGUGGCCAGUAGAUUUCUUGCCCAAUGAAUCUCUACAUGAUUGUAUACAAGCAACAUAAGUCCUUCUCUACUGCAUUUGUUUCUUUUUGUAAGUACACCGUUUUGAUUUGAAUGAAAAUGAUUGUAUUGUAAAUGAAAGCAUAAUUUCUAUCCGUGUUAGAUGUUCAUCCUGAUGAACAUUCAAAAGACCAGCGUGUUUAAGAUAUCGUUUUUUUUUUCCAUGUUUCUGCUGUGUAAAAUUGCACUUAUCAAGGUUUUCCCCAAUCUACCAGUUUAUUUUUUUCCCUUAAAUUUUUUUCUUCAAUUGUUCUGAGGCAGAUAUCUGGUGAUGUCCUGUUACUUGUAUUGAUAUUCAAGAACAUGCAACAUUGCGCCUCACUUUGUUUAAAUUUUUUAUUUAUUUUUUUUAAGCGUACCGCCAGUGCUAUCAGUGAACACCUGAAACGCCUCAAUCUCUCUGUACAUGUUCACCGUCCUCCAAUAUCCUCAUUUCCGUUAAUUUCUUUUGUGUGUAUGCUAUCAAACAUGAUAAUUUUGGGCUUCUAAAAAAAAAUUGAGAAGCGUGAAUAUCUUCGUCCCUUUUAGCUGCUUUGCUGAUGCGCUCUUGUUAGGCCGGUUUCUUUAACCUGAUUUUUACAAUCAUUUUGUGUAGUCCAUUUAUGCCAUGGUCAAUCCCUCAAUCCAUCCCGUUUAUCUCUCUUUACUGCCACUUCCCUCUCUACUCAGGCAAUUCACUUUAACUGUACAUUUUCCUAACUUCUCCUUGUUUGGUUCUCACUCUGUAUUUCACUUUUGCUCGACCACCAUUAUCUUGUUGUGCCAUCCGUUGCAUUCUGACACAAGUUCAAACUUGAUUUACUACUUUAAAGCCUGCUCUGACCUAAUGAAACAAACGUGGCGAGUUUGUCUCUUUGUUCUCUUUGUAAACGCACGAGGUCUAAUUUUUUUAUUUCAUCAACAAUAGCAGCCGCUAUCAACAUGUCAUUUAUUGAUGCGUGCUCGCAAAGCAAUUGUGUUAUCCCCUUCCCUGUUGAAUUUGUCAUGUUUUAAAAAUUGAAUGGAUUGACAAGCACUUAUUGUAGAUAACUGGUGCAGCUACCCAUUGCUUUUUUUAAAUGUAAACUUUUGCCUUGAGGCAAAGGUCAAUUUUUAUUAAUUUUAUCAAGAGUAAAUGGGCGAACUGGGGAGGACCAUCUUAUAGUUCUCCUUUUUAUUCCUCACAUCUAAAUCUAUGAAUUUUGUUUUGUCUUCUGGUUGUUUUUAAUUGAAAGCAACUUGUCUGGUUCUAUUGGAUUGGUGUUGUAGUAAAAAGAUUUUGUAAAGUGUGAAUAAAUAAUGUAUCAUGUUUCCUAUCUCUGACAUGAAUUGUGUUGAUGUGUGUAUUAUAAUUAUCUAAUAAUUUUUGGUUUGUUUAUUUUUGGUCAUUUUUAUUUUGUAAUACUCAAAACCAAAUUUUUUGUAAUGAUGUUGGCACACUGAAUUAUAGAUUUAUAUUGUUGCUAACUUUCACUUCAAGAUACUUUUAAGAAGAAAAUGCAUCAAAGAGAAGAGCUGUCGUUUGUCACCAAACAAGAUUUUCUUCAACUUUGACCCUAAGCUUUGUGGCAUUUCACCUGGUUGGAGAGCCAGUUUAGUUGCUUACAGAUGUGUUUGGUAUGUGGGAUGCAUUGCGGACAAUUCUCUAUCCUGUUUUUCCUACUUUAAGUGUUUUCUUGUCUCCAGAAGAAAGUAAGGUUUUGGUUUGGAAAGAGUCGCUCAUAUUAGUGUUCUUGUUUGUGCACUCUCUCUGUCUCCGACUCAUUGUUCUCUGAAAGCCAGUCACUUUUAAUAAAUAAAUUGCAUGUUUAUAUAUUGUUGCCAUAUUGUUAAAGGAUCUUUUUAAUUUCCUUUGGGUCAAAGACAAUGCUUUCAGGUGGUGUCUUGUGCACGACAAGCAAAAAUAGCAUUAUGCUAAUCAUGUCAACGUACUCAACUUGGCAAUAAUGACUUUCACUACUUCGCAGAUAUUUCCGGCUUUUACCAUUAAAGUAUCUUUCAUUUCCUUUUUUCUGUUUCAUAGGCAACUUUUCUGUCAAUAUGGGUAGUAGUUCAAUGUUCAGGAUUGUGGUUGAAUCAGCUGAGAGUCUAAGUAUUUAGGUAAUGACACUAUAUGAUGCACUGGACCAACUCUUGUUUACCAUUUAAGGAAUACCAGCAUAACACUUGCACAAUGUUUUAAAAAGAAUGUUGCAAAUAAAUAUAUGGAAAAGAAUAUAGAUUAAAAAAAAAAAAAAAAUCAAAUAAUGGCAGCUGUUUUUAAAUAUAAAAGUGUUGGGGAUAAAAGCCUAAUGGUAAACAAGGCACUUUGGAUUUCACUGUUUCUCCAGUUCUCUUAGUGAUGUGUUUAUAACAGGGUCCGCUUGUUUCCUUUACUCCUAUGUAUUUUUUUCCUACUCAUGGUUAAAUAAAUUCUAUAUCUGUUU
Xyrauchen texanus (razorback sucker) is the source of this 5271-nucleotide messenger RNA. Its product is annotated as CCR4-NOT transcription complex subunit 6. Gene Ontology annotation, molecular function: poly(A)-specific ribonuclease activity; protein binding. NCBI's taxonomy places the organism in Eukaryota, Metazoa, Chordata, Actinopteri, Cypriniformes, Catostomidae. Bases 143 to 1816 code for a protein of 557 amino acids. The transcript has 12 exons. Gene Ontology annotation, cellular component: CCR4-NOT complex; cytoplasm; nucleus. Gene Ontology annotation, biological process: nuclear-transcribed mRNA poly(A) tail shortening. The record is from RefSeq and is a predicted model, not a curated record.